Messenger RNA from Trichechus manatus latirostris (Florida manatee), 2482 nucleotides. RefSeq names its product chloride voltage-gated channel 7 (gene CLCN7). The coding region runs from base 26 to 2482 and encodes 818 amino acids. Lineage: Eukaryota; Metazoa; Chordata; Mammalia; Sirenia; Trichechidae. Gene Ontology annotation, cellular component: lysosomal membrane; intracellular membrane-bounded organelle. Gene Ontology annotation, molecular function: voltage-gated chloride channel activity. The record is from RefSeq and is a predicted model, not a curated record. The transcript has 25 exons. Gene Ontology annotation, biological process: chloride transport; transmembrane transport.
CCAGUUCUCCUCUCCGCGGCCGGCAAUGGCCAACGUCUCCAAGAAGGUGUCGUGGUCCGGCCGCGACCUGGACGACGAGGAGGCGACGCCGCUGCUGCGGAGGACGGCGCGGCCCGGGGCGCCGCCCAGCGAGGGGACGCCGCUGCUGAACGGCGCCGGGCCCGCGGCCGCUCGUCAGCUGCCCCGCUCGGCAUUUUUUCGGAUUGGACUGAUGAGCAAUGUGGAGCUGGACGACGAGCUCCUUGACCCGGGGAUGGAUCCCCCUCAGCCCUUCCCCAGGGAGAUCCCGCACAACGAGAAGCUGCUCUCCCUGAAGUAUGAGAGCCUGGACUAUGACAACAGUGAGAACCAGCUGUUCCUGGAGGAGGAGCGGCGCAUCAACCACACAGCCUUCCGGACAGUGGAGAUCAAGCGCUGGGUCAUCUGUGCUCUCAUUGGCAUCCUAACCGGCCUGGUGGCCUGCUUCAUCGACAUCGUAGUGGAGAACCUGGCCGGGCUCAAGUACAGGGUUGUCAAGGACAACAUCGACAGGUUGACGGAGAGAGGGGGCCUGUCCUUUUCCCUCCUGCUGUGGGCGACGCUCAACUCGGCCUUCGUGCUUGUGGGCUCAUUCAUUGUCGCUUUUGUCGAGCCGGUGGCAGCGGGCAGUGGUAUCCCCCAGAUCAAGUGCUUUCUCAAUGGGGUGAAGAUCCCCCACGUGGUGCGGCUCAAGACCCUGGUGAUCAAAGUGUCGGGGGUGAUCCUGUCUGUGGUGGGCGGCCUGGCUGUUGGAAAGGAAGGGCCCAUGAUCCACUCGGGUUCCGUGAUCGCCGCCGGCGUCUCCCAGGGCAGGUCCACUUCGCUGAAGCGUGACUUCAAGAUCUUCGAGUACUUCCGCAGAGACACGGAAAAGCGGGACUUUGUCUCUGCAGGAGCUGCGGCUGGCGUCUCUGCUGCAUUCGGGGCCCCCGUAGGUGGCGUCCUGUUCAGCUUGGAGGAAGGCGCCUCCUUCUGGAACCAGUUCCUGACCUGGAGGAUUUUCUUCGCCUCCAUGAUCUCCACCUUCACCCUGAACUUUGUGCUCAGCAUCUACCACGGGAACAUAUGGGACCUCUCCAGCCCGGGCCUCAUCAACUUCGGGAGGUUUGACACCGAGAAAAUGGUCUAUACCAUCCACGAGAUCCCCAUCUUCAUUGCCAUGGGCGUCGUUGGGGGUAUCCUCGGGGCUGUGUUCAACGCCUUGAACUACUGGCUGACAAUGUUUCGGAUCAGGUACAUUCACCGGCCCUGCCUGCAGGUGAUCGAAGCUGUGUUGGUGGCUGCUGUCACUGCCACCGUGGCCUUUGUGAUGAUCUACUCCUCCCGUGAUUGCCAGCCCCUGCAGGGGAACUCUGUGUCCCACCCACUCCAGCUCUUCUGUGCAGAUGGCGAGUACAGCUCAAUGGCUGCUGCCUUCUUCAACACCCCAGAGAAGAGUGUGGUCAGCCUCUUCCACGACCCUCCAGGCUCCUACAACCCCCUGACCCUUGGCCUCUUCACGCUGGUCUACUUCUUCCUGGCCUGCUGGACUUACGGGCUGACCGUGUCCGCUGGUGUCUUCAUCCCCUCCCUGCUCAUCGGGGCUGCCUGGGGUCGCCUCUUUGGCAUUUCCCUGUCCUACCUCACAGGCACCGCGAUCUGGGCAGACCCCGGCAAGUAUGCCCUGAUGGGCGCCGCCGCCCAGCUCGGUGGAAUCGUGCGGAUGACGCUCAGCCUGACGGUCAUCAUGAUGGAGGCCACCAGCAGUGUUACGUAUGGCUUCCCCAUCAUGCUGGUCCUCAUGACGGCCAAGAUCGUGGGCGACGUCUUCAUCGAGGGCCUGUAUGACAUGCACAUCCAGUUGCAGAGCGUGCCCUUCCUGCACUGGGAGGCCCCGGUCACCUCACACUCGCUCACAGCCAGGGAGGUGAUGAGCACGCCUGUCACCUGUCUGAGGAGGAAGGAGAAGGUCGGCAUCAUCGUGGACGUCCUCAGUGAUCCGGCAUCCAACCACAACGGCUUCCCUGUGGUGGAUGACGCGGACGACACCCAGCCCGCCAGGCUGCAGGGCCUGAUCCUGCGUUCCCAGCUCAUCGUCCUCCUGAAACAUAAGGUGUUCGUGGAGCGCUCCCACCUGGGCCUGGUGCAGCGCAGGCUGAGGCUGAAGGACUUCCGGGAUGCCUACCCCCGCUUCCCGCCCAUCCAGUCUAUCCACGUGUCCCAGGACGAGCGCGAGUGCACCAUGGACCUGUCGGAGUUCAUGAACCCUUCCCCCUAUACUGUGCCCCAGGUCUGGGGGCCCACUUUCCCGCUGCAGGAGGCGUCUCUACCAAGGGUGUUCAAGCUGUUCCGGGCCCUGGGCCUGAGGCAUCUGGUGGUAGUGGACAACCGCAAUCAGGUUGUGGGGCUGGUGACCAGGAAGGACCUCGCGAGGUACCGGUUGGGCAGAGGAGGCCUUGAGGAGCUCUCGCUGGCCCAGACAUGA